CACUUUGAUGGUUAACGGUAAACUGUGUCAUUAGUCUGAGGUUCACAUGAGCUGAAAGCUCUCUUUAGGAUUAUCAAUCAAAUCACCUGUUUAUCAUCAUCAUCACUUCUGGAAGCUUUUCUGCUUCACCCUCCAAUGACCUCUGACCUCCUCAGGGUCACAUGUGCUGUCUGACAUUGUUGAUGAAGAAGUUUAAUUGUGUGUGUGUGUGUGUGUGUGUGUGUGUGUGUGUGUUCAGUCUGUCUCAGGAGCUCAGCAGUCCUGAUCAGAGCUCUGAGCUGAAGCUUCAGAACAGAGCCAUCGACUGGACGAUCCCUCGUUUCCCUGGAGGAACACAACUGUCUGCUCUGUUCAAGCUGGAGGUCUCAGGUCUGAGCCCGUCCUCCAUGUUGGAGGUGGGUCCGGUGGGUCUGGUCUUUGAGCUUCCUCAGCUCACCGUCACAGGUCUUCAGAUCCGGUUCCUCCGCCUGUCUCCGGUCCAGCCGGGUCCAUCUCAGCGGUGGGUUCGCUACGUCACCCACUCCGACUCCUACAUCAUCCGCCUCUGACCAGGAAGUUCUUUCACAAUAAGAGACAACCUCAUGAACUUUAUUUUGUUAACUUCUGUUUUUAUUCAGUUACACGCUGACUGUAUUUAUUUUUCUUUUUUUAAAACCUUUUGGGGACUAUUUUCAGCGGCGGAUUAAUCCACAUGUGCGAAGGAAUGUUUAUCGUUCAUGUACUUAUCUGCACACACACACACACACACACACGUGUAAAUAAAAGUCAUGUUUCCUCUU
Anarrhichthys ocellatus (wolf-eel) is the source of this 779-nucleotide messenger RNA. RefSeq names its product AP-4 complex subunit mu-1-like. Bases 162 to 548 code for a protein of 128 amino acids. The transcript has 2 exons. Lineage: Eukaryota; Metazoa; Chordata; Actinopteri; Perciformes; Anarhichadidae. The record is from RefSeq and is a predicted model, not a curated record.